GAGUAAGAUGGCUUUCACCGUCGGCGCCCCCGUCCGCCUCGUUGUCCGUGCCGCCAAGCACGUCAACCCCAAGGCCACCAAGCACCACACCAAGACCCGCCCCAAGAAGCACACCCCGUCGGACCGCAACCGCAAGAAGGUGGAGUACCCCGCGCUCAAGCCCGAGGAGAUCCCGCCGCUCAUGACCGUCAUCUCCAAGUAAACGCCCGGUGUCGUGACGGCGGGUGUUUUCCGGGGUUAUUAGUCUGUGAGCGGAAGGAGGGGCGGAGCCUCGAGAAUGGUAAUCUCCCCCCGGUGGCCGGCGCGACGGCGAGCGCCGCGGUGUUUGGAGGGAGCGGGUCGCCGGCACAUUACAGCCGGCGACGCGGAGAGGUUUCCGCGCGUCUUCUCCGCGUGGGUUUGUCGAUAGAUCCGUAGAUGCGCCACCUUGCUCGUGUAAUUGCAACGCGAUAGGUUCAUACC
This is a messenger RNA of Micromonas commoda, 462 nucleotides long. RefSeq lists its product with no specific name. Gene Ontology annotation, molecular function: structural constituent of ribosome; rRNA binding. The coding region runs from base 8 to 202 and encodes 64 amino acids. The record is from RefSeq and is a predicted model, not a curated record. Lineage: Eukaryota; Viridiplantae; Chlorophyta; Mamiellophyceae; Mamiellales; Mamiellaceae. Gene Ontology annotation, cellular component: chloroplast; ribosome. Gene Ontology annotation, biological process: translation. The transcript is spliced from 2 exons.